Messenger RNA from Penicillium subrubescens, 945 nucleotides. RefSeq names its product hemolysin III family protein. Gene Ontology annotation, molecular function: signaling receptor activity. NCBI's taxonomy places the organism in Eukaryota, Fungi, Ascomycota, Eurotiomycetes, Eurotiales, Aspergillaceae. The record is from RefSeq and is a predicted model, not a curated record. Bases 1 to 945 code for a protein of 314 amino acids. The transcript has 2 exons. Gene Ontology annotation, cellular component: membrane.
AUGCCUCGCCAACGCCGUCCCGUUCAGGAGACAGAGCCAGAAUUGGAAAUCAAGGUAUCCGAGGUGGCCAAUUCGGCCCUGGAGGUACCGCCCAAGAUCAUGAAGAAGUUGCUGCAUUGGGAUGAUCUACCUCCUUGGCAACGCGAUAACCAUCAUAUCCACACGGGAUAUCGCCCCGCGUCAUCUUCAUUCCUGGCCUCGUUCCAGUCUCUGAGUUACCUGCACAAUGAGUCUGUGAACAUCUAUACACAUCUACUACCGGGCUUAGCGGCCAUUCCGGCCGGAUAUCAGCUUCAUCGUGUUCUUGCGCCUCGUUAUCAAACUGCAGAUGAUUCGGAUAUCGCGGCUUUUGCCUGUUUCUUUGCUGGUGCUGCUUUCUGCCUUGGAAUGUCCGCUACCUACCACACAAUCUCAAAUCAUUCUCCCCGUGUGGCACGUAUCGGCAAUGCCCUCGACUAUAUCGGUAUCGUCGGUCUGAUCGUGGGCAGCUUCGUACCCAGUGUCUUCUACGGAUUCUACUGUGUCCCCGCGCUCCAACACCGAUACUGGACCAUGAUUUGCACUAUCGGGUUAGGCUGCGUGUGUGUCUCUGUUGUCCCCCAGUUCCGAACCCCCCGCUGGCGACCCUUCCGUGCAUCCAUGUUUGUCGGGAUGGGCCUGUCGGCCGUCUUCCCCGUGCUCCACGGGGUGGCUCUUUCGGGGUGGAGCAUCGGUCUAGGCUGGCUACUGCUUCAAGGCUUUUUGUAUAUUCUCGGUGCGAGCAUCUACGCGGCACGAGUGCCGGAACGGCUGCGACCGGGCCAGUUUGAUCUGUUUGGCCACUCGCAUCAGAUCUUCCAUGUGCUGGUGGUAUGUGCUGCGGUGACCCAUCUCACGGGCUUGCUGAAGGCAUUUGAUUAUCGGCACAGCGGCAGUGCCGAGGUGUGUCAGAUUCCGCGCGGAUAA